This is a messenger RNA of Prorocentrum cordatum, 650 nucleotides long. The record is from the annotation of a GenBank genome assembly. NCBI's taxonomy places the organism in Eukaryota, Dinophyceae, Prorocentrales, Prorocentraceae.
AGCCGCCAGAGUUGGCUCAGGAGCCCCGUCAUCUUCCGUCGCCCAAUUGCUGUUCCGCAGAGGGAGGCUGGUUUGCGGCAAUGGUCAUCAAGACGGACCUGUGCGCAUACACAGAGUACCGCAUCUACCCAGGAGGCGGCAAGCGGUUCGUGGCGAGAGAUGGCAAGGUGCAUUUUUUCAUUAACUCUAAGGUCGCUUCCCUGCAUCACCAGAGGAUCAAGCCGGUGCGGUUGCGUUGGACACAGGCCUGGCGGCGCAUGAACAAGAAGGGCAAGGUCGACGAGAACCAGAAGAAGCGCACCCGCAAGGCACAGAAGUUCCAGAAAGCAAUCGUCGGCAUGUCCCUCGACGACAUCAAGAAGAAGAAGGCGCAGAAGCCCGAACUGCGACAGCAGGCGAAAGAGCAAGCGGCGAAAGAGGCUAAGGCACGCCAGACAACGAAGGCGAGCAAGCCGAAGGCGGCCGCGGCGAAGGGGAAAGCUGACAACAAAGCACCCAAGGCCAAGGACAUGAAGGGCGGCGCCCAGAACAAGAGCAAGGGCCCCAAGAUGCCUGGGAAGAUGUGAGACCUCCGUCAGCCAGCCGCACGUGCCACGCUUCGCGAGGCCACACCAUCAGCCGCUAGCGACGUCGAGAUGGGAUCGUCAGAA